This is a messenger RNA of Chaetomium strumarium, 2184 nucleotides long. RefSeq lists its product as uncharacterized. Bases 87 to 2021 code for a protein of 644 amino acids. The transcript has 2 exons. Gene Ontology annotation, biological process: electron transport chain. Gene Ontology annotation, molecular function: iron-sulfur cluster binding; electron-transferring-flavoprotein dehydrogenase activity. The record is from RefSeq and is a predicted model, not a curated record. NCBI's taxonomy places the organism in Eukaryota, Fungi, Ascomycota, Sordariomycetes, Sordariales, Chaetomiaceae. Gene Ontology annotation, cellular component: mitochondrial inner membrane.
UCCCCUACACAUCUGCCCCUCUUUCCGCGGGUUCAUACCUGGGCGGGCAACUUCCAUUUUCUUUCUUUCUCAGGCGUGCAGCAACGAUGUCGGCCUCUGCACGCCUCACAUCCAGCCUCUGCCGGAGGGCCGCGGCAGCCCCGGCGCCCGCCUCCGCCUCCGCAUCAACAACACGGCUUCGACAAGCGCGCUCUGUCAGGUGUCUGUCUUCUGCUACUCCCAGUCGGUUACGGCGCACCGAUGUCCGGACAAGAUGUAGCAGCUCAUUGGCCGCACGAACAACACGCAGGCGACUGUCCACCACCCCAGUACGCUUCUACGCCGAUGUCGACGACGCCUUCGACCCCGCAAGCAUCGAGCGCGAGAGCGACGAGGUCGACGUAUGCAUCGUUGGCGGCGGCCCCGCGGGCCUAUCGGCGGCCAUCCGGCUCAAGCAGCUGGCCAACGAGGCGGGCAACGAGGAUUUCAGGGUGCUGCUGCUCGAGAAGGCCGGCGAGCUCGGCGCGCACAUCCUCUCGGGCGCGGUCAUCCAGCCGACGGCGAUCAACGAACUCCUUCCGGAAUGGCUCGACGAGAGCAACGACAACCGCUUCACCGGCGCGACACCGGCGGGCAAGGAUAGCAUGCGCUUUCUGACCGGCAGCAUGGCGAUCCCCGUCCCGAUACCGCCGCAGAUGCACAACCACGGGAACUAUAUACUCAGCCUGAACGAGUUCACAAAGUGGCUGGGCGAGCGCGCGGAGGAGGUGGGCGUCGAGGUGUACCCCGGGUUCGCCGCCAGUGAGGUGCUCUUCGCGCCCGACGGGAGCGUCAAGGGCGUGGCGACCAAUGAUUUGGGCAUUGCACGGAACGGGAAGCCCAAAGAUACCUUCGAGCGCGGCAUGGAGUUCCACGCGCGCGUCACCCUCUUCGGCGAGGGCUGCCACGGCAGCCUGAGCAAGCAGGUCAUCAAGAAGUUUGACCUGCGCCGCGAGAGCCAGCCCCAGACGUACGGCUUGGGCGUGAAGGAGGUGUGGGAGGUGCAGCCCGAGAAGUUCAGGAAGGGCGAGAUCACCCACUCGAUGGGCUACCCGCUGCCCUACGACACGUACGGCGGCGCCUGGAUGUACCACUUUGGCGACAACCUCGUCAGCAUCGGCCUCGUCACCGCCCUCGACUACGCCAACCCGUGGCUGUCCCCGUACGGCGAGUUCCAGAAGCUCAAGCAGCACCCGCUGUACCGCAGCGUGCUCGAAGGCGGCAAGUGCAUCUCCUACGGCGCCCGCGCCCUCAUCGAAGGCGGCCUGCAGUCGAUCCCCAAGGUGGCCUUCCCCGGCGGUGCCCUCAUUGGCGAUUCCGCCGGCCUGGUCAACGUGCCUAAGGUCAAGGGCACGCACAACGCCAUGAAGUCGGGCAUGCUCGCAGCCGAAGCCGCGUGGAACGCGCUCAAGGAGACCGACGACGGCGGCUCCGUCUUCCUGUUCGAGUACGAGGACUCGCUGCGCAAGUCGUCUAUCUGGCAGGAGCUCAAGGAGGUUCGCAACAUGCGGCCGGCCUUCCACACACCCCUCGGCGUGUACGGCGGCAUGCUCUACUCCGGGCUGGAGGCCUUCGUGCUGAAGGGCCGCGUCCCCUGGACGCUGCGGCACAAGGUGCCCGAUCACCAGGCCACCAAGAAGGCGGACGAGUGCCCCAAGAUCGAGUACCCGAAGCCCGACGGCAAGCUCACCUUCGACAUCCUUACAAGUGUGUCGCGCACGGGCACCAACCACGAGGAGGACCAGCCCGUGCAUCUGCAGGUCAAGGAUUGGGACAAGCAUACCGCCGAGACGUACCCGGCCUUCAAGGGCUUGGAAAACCGCUUCUGUCCUGCGGGUGUGUACGAGUAUGUCGAGGACGCGUCUAAGCCGGAAGGGGUGAGGUUCCAGAUUAAUGCGCAGAACUGCAUUCAUUGCAAAACCUGCGACAUCAAGGCGCCCAACCAGGAUAUCAACUGGCAGGUGCCACAGGGCGGCGAGGGUCCCAAGUACUACAAGACCUGAAAGCACGAAUGAAGAGGGGUGGCUGUACGGCUCUUCUGUCUUCUCUAUACAAGAUGUGGCAACCUAAGGGAAUGGGAUGGUAAGUGCGGUGUUGGUGGCUUCGUUGCGUCCUACUACCGGGAUGGAUUAGAGACUGUGUAGACACGUGGCUGGUGGUUGGAGG